AUGAAGACCGUCGCCAUCCUCGGUGGAAGCUACGGCGGGGCCCGCGCUGCCACUCUCCUGGCCCAGGGCCUCCCGCACGGCUGGCGCGUCGUUCUCGUCGACCGCAACUCGCACAUCAACCAUCUUUACGUCCUGCCCCGGUACGCCGUCCUCCCCGGACAUGAGCACAAGGCCUUCAUCCCCUACAACAACGUCUUCCUACCCCCGCGCACCGGCUCCACCCCCGGCCCCCUCGUUCAUCCCGCAUACACGGACCCCGCACGCUCGGUGCUGCUACACGCAUCCGUGACGUCGCUCGCGACGCACACCCUCACCCUUGACCGUGCGUUCCCGGAGCACGGCGUUUCCGAGGCCGACCGGACGCUCCACUUUGACUACCUCAUCUACGCCCUCGGCUCGCACCUUCCCUCGCCCAUCAACCUCUGGGACCCUGCCGCGGGGGAUGUGGAACGGGCGGAGGUACUCGACGUCGCGCGCGGCACGAAGGGGGGCGGGGUCGCCUUCCUCAAACAGUUCCAACGCCGCGUCUCGCGCGCGGCUUCCGUCCUGGUUGUUGGUGGGGGUGCUCUUGGUAUCCAAUUCGCCUCGGACAUUGCGGAGAUCUAUCCAGCUACCAAUGUCACCUUGCUGCACUCUCGUCACCGCCUCCUACCGAGGUUUGACGAGGCGAUGCACAGCGAGAUCGUCUCUAGCCUCUCGGCUCUGAACGUUUGCACCAUCCUCGGCGACCGCCUCGACCUCGCCUCGCUCGCCGACAACAAGCACAGCAAUGGCGAGCGCGUCGUCCGCACACAGAGCGGACGCGAAGUACAGGCCGAGCUGGUGUUGCUCUGCACCGGCCAGACCCCCAACACGUGGCUCCUCCGCGACGCCUUCCCUCAAUCUGUCGUCGCCGAUGGUCCCGACAAGGGCCUCGCACGCGUCCGGCGCACGCUCCAGCUCGCGGAGCCCGUCCCCGAGUCCGGACUCCCGACCGCUGUCGUCGAGGACGCGAGGACCCGCAUCGCCGCGUCGCACAUCUUUGCGAUCGGGGACGCGGCGGACGCGUUCGGCGCGGUGAACGCGGGGCACAAUGCGUUUUUCCAGGGCGAGGUCGCGGCGCGGAACGUCAUCCGGCUGAUCAAGCAGGCCGAGCGCAAGCAGAAGGCUGAGCCGGAGGACCUCGAGCUGGAGAAGUACACCCCGGGCGCGCCGGCGAUCAAGGUGUCCCUCGGUCUGACGAAGUCGGUCUACCAGUACCAGGGCGUCAUCGGCACGCGCGAUGAGGAACAGGACGACCUCGACAUUCACAUUAUGUGGCGCUACUUUGGGUAUGAGGUCGAGCGCGGCGACCUCGACACGGACCGUCCGGACGAAGAGAUCCCAGGCGCGGUGCCACGACUGGUGUAUACGACGAAGGAGGUCACGGUGUGA
This is a messenger RNA of Epithele typhae, 1413 nucleotides long. RefSeq names its product iron uptake cluster protein. The transcript has 7 exons. The record is from RefSeq and is a predicted model, not a curated record. Bases 1 to 1413 code for a protein of 470 amino acids. Gene Ontology annotation, cellular component: cytoplasm. Gene Ontology annotation, molecular function: electron-transferring-flavoprotein dehydrogenase activity; flavin adenine dinucleotide binding. NCBI's taxonomy places the organism in Eukaryota, Fungi, Basidiomycota, Agaricomycetes, Polyporales, Epitheliaceae.